AUGGCUGCUGCUCCUGGUUUGCCGAAGUGGUUACUUGAUUGUAAAAGCCAAAUCACAGAGUCCCCGGAAUGGGGGUCUUUGACAAGAGAGUUGUUUGAUGCCAUACAGCAGCAACUAACAGAAAGUAAAAUUACUUACUUUACUGACCUCUCAGAAGCUGAGAAGACAUUAUUUAUGCAAAGGGCAGCAAAAGCAAUUCAACAUGGCAAAGCUUUUCGCAAUGUUCAGACCAAUGUUUCACACAGCUUGGACCAACAUCUUAACAAUCAAGUAGCUAAGGAACUUCUCGAGGACUUCCCUGUUAUUACCAAAUCUGAUCUGAUCAUUAGUCAUGCCAGAGAUAGUGUGGUGGCAGUGUUAAAAAAAUGGCCUGAUAUGAAGAGUAAAUUGCACCUUUGUCUUAACCAGUCAUUACCUGAUAGACUCAGACAGAUCACAUGGAAACUGUUCCUACAUAAUCCACAUUUAAGAAAACAGUAUGUCGAAAUAUUGCAGACUGAUCCAAACAAUGUAAUGUCUAUAUUGGACUUAGAGAUUGUACAGAAAUCAGAAGAUCUACUCGAGAAUGAAACAACAUUCCAUGAACUUUCCGGAUCUGUUAGUAUAUUGAACGCAAUGAAAUGUACCUUAUCUUAUCACCACGCCAGAAAGAGAGUCCAGACUAGUUUACAUGAUACAGAUUACAUGUUAGUUGUACCGUUCUUAGUGACGUCACUGGCGACUGUACAUCCAGAUCAACUCUCUCACAGAAAUAGUAUUGCUCUAUUAAUCGAAGAAUAUAUCACAUUUAUGAAAAUGAGACCAGGGUAUAUGAAAGAGUCAUGGACUGAGGAUUACAAGGAAGGAAUGCAGAACUUCACAGAUUCUGUUGCUAAGCUACUAGAAACUAAUGAUGAAGAACUUUCCAAACAUUUAAAAACUUUAUUUUCACCAACAGAAGCUGAUGAAGGAACUCACGACACCUUAAUAGAAGGCUUGAAAUCCUUGAUUAGACCAAUGGUACGAUGCCUGUUUGUUGGUUAUUUACAGUUGGAUACUGUGAUGUUUAUAUGGGACCAGUACAUCAUUGGGCUGGAUGUACCAGAGUAUGACAUUGUACCUGUUGUCACCGUAGUUACUCUAAUGUUGCUAAGAGACCACAUCCUAGAUUGUGAUAUUCCUGUUGGCAUAGAGACUGUUCUAGCUGAUCAUGCCAUUAAACUGAAGAAAGAGCAAUACAUGUAUGAGAUUAAUAGAAAUUUCUAUAAAGACUUGUAUGAUUUAUUAAAUAAAGAUAGAACCGAUAUGCCAAUACUGGAUCCAACACAGAGUCUUGGACUGCCAGGUCCUUGGACCCAUUGGUCAAGUGAGAAAUUACCUCGGAGAGAGAAAGCGCAAGACAGAAGGCAGGCAAGAGAGGAGAGAGAAGCUCAAAGACUCAGGACUGUUCAAGAACAACGAGAAGCUGAUGAACAAAGGAGACAACAAGAGUUAAUGGACAGAGUUGAGGAGGAGGAAAGAUUUCAGAAACAGAUGGAGGAAGAUCGGAGAAGAAUUGAAGAGGAGAGAAUGUAUUUGGAAGAUCAGCUUGAGUUUGAGAAAAAAAGAAGACAAGACAGUGAGAGGAAAGCCAAGGAAGAGAUUGAUUUACUGAGAAAAGAAAUAGAAGAACUCCGUAAAAAUAGAGAGAAACCACAUGACCCCUGGCCUGAAUAUGGAAAUACUCACUAUAAUCCUCCAUCAAGAGAUAGUAAACGCAGUCCCCCACCACCAUCAGCAGCUACGCAUGAUACAAAAACGUGGGGAGCCCCAACAACAGCCGGUGGUUCCACAACAGAGACACCACCACCAGGAAGUGGACGAAGAAAACAUGCAGAAACAGUCACUCUAAAUUUACUGGAGAGAAUCAUGGAUAGCGUAAACUAUUUGGGUCACAGUGAAGGAAGAGAGAAGGAAACUCUAGACAGUGAAAGUAAAACAAGUCUUAAACAUUACAAUAGAGCUUAUGAAGAAGCACAGGUGCAGCUGUUCGGGAGAAAGUUGCGAGCAGAAGAAUGGGACGAGAUGCCAGCAAAUGAAAGGACCGAACUGAACGAAAAAAUCAUGGAUUAUGUUUGGCAAAAAUAUGAAGAGAAGUAUGCCAGUACUUUGCAGUAGUCAAAUAUACCGUCCUUAUGUUUUUGGGUCUUCGGAAAAAUCAGCACAUAUACUGUUAGAAGUAUGUGAUCGUUCUCAAUGGUCACUGUGUUAUGGAGAGUUGGGGGCUUGGGUCAAGUUUGAAAUCGUUACUAUGACAGCCAAUUUCAUUUAACAAUACAAACUAUUUUCCAUUCACUGCAGGAUUCUGUGUUAAGCGUUAACUUAAACAUAAAAACAAAGGUCAUAGAGUUAUAGUGGUAACAAC
This is a messenger RNA of Saccoglossus kowalevskii, 2383 nucleotides long. RefSeq lists its product as uncharacterized. The record is from RefSeq and is a predicted model, not a curated record. Lineage: Eukaryota; Metazoa; Hemichordata; Enteropneusta; Harrimaniidae.